Molecule: messenger RNA, 1566 nt
Organism: Aspergillus ochraceoroseus IBT 24754
Lineage: Eukaryota; Fungi; Ascomycota; Eurotiomycetes; Eurotiales; Aspergillaceae
Product: fungal specific transcription factor domain-containing protein
Exons: 2
Coding region: 1-1566 (521 amino acids)
Biological process (GO): DNA-templated transcription
Molecular function (GO): DNA binding; zinc ion binding
Source: RefSeq, a predicted model, not a curated record
AUGCAACCGCUCGAUCAUUAUAAAUCUGUGGCCCAUGACCUGCUCGGUCAUCCUGUCCCAGGUCUGCCGGACUUGACUCCCCAACCGACCUUUAAUACACUCCUCCCCUCCUUUAUCCAGAAGCUUCCACCAAAUCUCCCCGACGAAGACCUCCAGUUCCUGGCAACAAAGGGCGCCUUUUCACUGCCAGACGAAACCCUGCGGAACGAACUCCUCAAGACAUUCGCCCUACAUGUACAUCCCUAUCUACCUGUCCUCGACCUUUCGAUACUCCUGGAAGCUAUCGCCAACAAUAAUGGGGAAUCCCGCAUUAGUCUCCUAUUAUUCCAUGCUGUCAUGUUCUCAAGUACCGCCUCCAUAGACCCCAAACACAUCCAUCGCGCUGGAUACACGUCCCGAAAAGCCGCACGCCAGGAAUUUUUCCGAAAAGCGAGGGUGCUAUACGACUUUGAUGUGGAGCGAGACCGGGUCAUUCUGAUCCAAUCCGUUCUGUUAAUGACAUACUGGCACGAGACACCAGAGGACCCCAAAGAUUUCAGAUACUGGCUAGAGAUAGCCCUUUCCCUUGCGGGAUCAAUCGCUUUCUAUGACCGAUCCGAAUGGGCGUCAGAAACCGCAUCCAAGGGUCUCUGGAAGCGCAUCUGGUGGUGCAUGUAUACCCUUGAUCGCCUAGUCGCCCUCAACCUCCGACGGGCGGUAGUGAUCAAGGACGAAGACUUCACCGUGCCGCCACCCUCAAUGGCCGAUUUCAAUAUUCAGCGACAUCCGCCACAUGUGCUGAGAAUGCUAGGAAACUGCGAGGUGCUUCGAGGGGUAGGUAAACAACAGCAACUCGCGCAAAUGUUUAUUGAGAAAUGCAAGCUUUGCACCACCAUCAGCGGCCUUAUUUCCCCCAUCUCAAACGCAUCCGGUUGCUCACCGUCGGUGUUCACAUACUAUAUCCAGGCCCUCGAGAACUGGCAAGCCAACCUGCCCUCAGAUAUUCAGUACCAGGCCCCGGAAUCGCCCGUUCUGUCCGAGGGCGACCGGUCCCUCUUCGCAUAUCGUGCGUGGUUAGAAAUGAUUUUUCUGGCAGCAUCGGGCGCCCUUCACCGGCAGCGGCUGGGAACCCAAGAAUACCACCCCUGGCAUGAACAGGCAAGUCCGCCAGAACGCGGCAUUCAAAAGAUAACCCAGUCUAUGGCAGUUGUCGCGGAGGGGUUGCAUGAGCUGGAUCUUGUGCAUUGCCUUCCGACCACGACGGUGGGGCUCCUCAUGCCCGUACUUGCAACGCAUAUCAUGAACAUCCGGUCAGACAGCCCCGAUCUGUGGGGGAACGCCUUUCGAUCGUUCUACCAGUGUAUGAAGGUUUUGGAGAAGCUGGGCGAGGUCUACAUGCUAGCCGAGUCGAUGGCGAGCUUUUUCCAGUCUGCCAUCUGUGGUGACAAAGACGGAGAGAUAAAUGCUGCUGGCAGUAGCACCGGUACGCCAGGGCUGCUGCCCACGGCCUUUUUGGAGAAGGUUCUCACAGCGUCGGAGCUGAAGACCUUUUACGCAUAUCGUGAGCUAGAACGGGCAAGCAGUUAA